AUGUCCGAGCAUUUUCGCCGCAUCAUUAAACGGGAUCCGGCGCCGUGGCAACAGAUCAAAUUUCGUUGCGCCAAGUUGCAUCGCGUCACGGACGCGGUUACGGGGGAGGGAAGCUCGCACUACAACACCAUCUAUGACUAUCAAAAGAAAAAAGUUCGUCACGAUCACUAAUGGGCGUUUUUGCAAUACAAAAUUGUCUGUCAUGCGUAAAAAUGCAUCACAGCCACACUUCAUAAGGGAUUUCCCUAGUGUUUCUGCAAUUAUACAAGGAGAAGCUGUGAUGCUAAAAAAAUUUGUAAUGCAAAAUCUGCAACUUAGUGACAUGACUGUGACAAACUUUUUUCUCUCCAUAAUGACGUUUUCAAGAGCCGGGGGUGGAAGGAAUGGGGCGUCGAUGACCUGCCGUCGCCGCGGACCCCGCGCAGCGGUUAUCCUGAGUAAAAACGUACCCACACCAUAGUUGUCAUGCAAAUCUGCAUGCUGAAAAUGUUUCUCAUGCGGAGCCCCAUGAGAAGCGUUUUCUAGUCGUGUUUUGCAAUUUGUCAUGCUCCAAUCAGCAUGAUAUGCUAGAUCUGUCAUGCUGCUGAGCUAGCUCAAACAGCACUACACUACGAAUCCAAAUUUGUCAUGCAAAACAGCCAAAACUUGUGGAUUUGUCUAGCCGAUUCCCCAUCUUGACUCUGGUGUGGGUACGUUUUUACUCAGGAUAGCGGCGCGUCCGUGAUUUCGUCUGCGUCGGCCGCGGCCGGCACGGAAGGCGGAGGAACGGGAGGAGGUGGUGCUGCUGCGUCGAGUUCAAACGUCGCUCGCCGCGGGAGUGCAACCGGGAGAGCGGGGCAAUCGGCUUCGUCAACAACCACAAUGUCCACUUCUGGGGGCGUUGCUAUAGGAUCUGGUGCCGGUGCGUCUGCGUCAACGACUAAUGACAGCAUUCCGGGGGUAGUUGCCACCAGCUGCAGUACAACGGGUACAACACCUACUGCCGCAACGAAGGGAGGAGGUUCAUCUGUAUCUGCGCGACCUGGUACUAGCGGCGCAUCUGGUAUGGGCGGUCAACCGAUUUCUUUCCUUGCUUCUUCGAGCACACCCCCGACGACGUCUCCGCCCGGAAGUGCCAGACAGCUGGGAGGUCCUGCGAGUACUGCCAGCGGUGGUGGCUCUGCGGUUACAGGAGCGACAGGCACGUCAACAUCCGCGAGUGCUGGCGGAGGUGCAGUGGCUGCUCCUGCGGGUACCAGCGCGGUGAGCACGAAGCACUUGAAGCAGGAUUGGCACAUCCACUGGGCAGACAAGGACUGGAUUCACGGGGAGCUGGAAAAGCUGCACCUGGAGCCCUGGCAGCGCGUGAACCAUUUUCGCAACCACUACGAGCUGACCCGCAAGGACCUCUUAGCAAAGAACGUGAAGCGGCACAAGCGUGCGUUGGAAAAGGAAGGUAGCGCGCAGUCACUGGAAACGGCCCGAAAGUACGAGGAGAUGAUACCCAUCACGUUUCUCCUGCCUCAGGAAUACAGCAUGUUCGUCGAAGAGUUUCGGCGGUGCGGGAAGCAGGUGUGGAUUAUGAAGCCCGUCGGCCGGAGUCAGGGCACUGGCAUCUUCAUGGUCACCAAGCUGAGCCAGUUGGCGAACUGGAAGCCCGCGACCGGGGGCGGCGCCGGCGGCGGGGGCGAUGGCGGCUACGGCGGCGCGGGCGCGGGUGGCAACGAUUUCGACCCCGACGAGGGGCCGGCGGAAUCCUACAUCGUGCAAAAGUACAUCGA
Molecule: messenger RNA, 1760 nt
Organism: Amoebophrya sp. A120
Lineage: Eukaryota; Dinophyceae; Syndiniales; Amoebophryaceae
Source: the annotation of a GenBank genome assembly